This is a messenger RNA of Eubalaena glacialis (North Atlantic right whale), 5261 nucleotides long. RefSeq names its product SH3 and PX domains 2A (gene SH3PXD2A). Bases 46 to 3447 code for a protein of 1133 amino acids. NCBI's taxonomy places the organism in Eukaryota, Metazoa, Chordata, Mammalia, Artiodactyla, Balaenidae. Gene Ontology annotation, molecular function: protein binding; phosphatidylinositol binding; superoxide-generating NADPH oxidase activator activity. The record is from RefSeq and is a predicted model, not a curated record. Gene Ontology annotation, biological process: superoxide anion generation. The transcript is spliced from 15 exons.
AGAAGGUGACGCCGCCGGGGGGCGCCACUCGCUUUGUGGGGGAAGAUGCUCGCCUACUGCGUGCAAGAUGCCACCGUGGUGGACGUGGAGAAACGGAGGAACCCCUCCAAGCACUAUGUAUACAUCAUUAACGUGACCUGGUCCGACUCCACGUCCCAGACCAUCUACCGGAGGUACAGCAAGUUCUUUGACCUGCAGAUGCAGCUUUUGGAUAAGUUUCCCAUCGAAGGUGGCCAGAAGGACCCCAAGCAGAGAAUCAUCCCCUUCCUCCCAGGCAAAAUCCUCUUCCGGAGAAGCCACAUCCGGGACGUAGCUGUGAGGAGGCUGAAGCCCAUCGAUGAGUACUGCCGGGCACUUGUCCGGCUGCCACCCCACAUUUCACAGUGUGAUGAAGUCUUUCGGUUCUUUGAGGCCCGACCGGAGGAUGUCAACCCCCCGAAAGAGGACUAUGGCAGUUCCAAGAGGAAAUCAGUGUGGCUCUCCAGCUGGGCUGAGUGUCCUAAGAAGAACGUGACAGGUGCCGACACCCACGCCGAGCCCAUGAUCCUGGAACAGUACGUGGUGGUGUCCAACUAUAAGAAGCAGGAGAACUCGGAGCUGAGCCUCCAGGCCGGGGAGGUGGUGGAUGUCAUCGAGAAGAACGAGAGCGGCUGGUGGUUCGUGAGCACCUCUGAGGAACAGGGCUGGGUCCCUGCCACCUACCUGGAGGCCCAGAAUGGUACUCGGGACGACUCAGAUAUCAACACCUCCAAGACUGGAGAAGUGUCCAAGAGACGCAAGGCCCAUCUGCGGCGCCUGGAUCGCCGGUGGACCCUGGGCGGGAUGGUCAACAGGCAGCACAGCCGAGAGGAGAAGUAUGUCACUGUGCAGCCUUACACCAGCCAAAGCAAGGACGAGAUUGGCUUUGAGAAGGGUGUCACCGUGGAGGUGAUCCGGAAGAAUCUGGAGGGCUGGUGGUACAUCAGAUACCUGGGCAAAGAGGGCUGGGCACCAGCAUCCUACCUGAAGAAAGCCAAGGAUGACCUGCCAGCACGGAAGAAGAAUCUGGCAGGCCCGGUGGAGAUCAUCGGGAACAUCAUGGAGAUCAGCAACCUGCUGAACAAAAAGGCGUCCGGGGACAAGGAGACCACCCCAGCUGAAGGCGAGGGCCCAGAGGCCCCCAUCACCAAGAAGGAGAUCAGCCUGCCCAUCCUCUGCAACGCUUCCAACGGCAGUGCCCUGGGUGUCCCCGAGAGGACCGUCUCCAAGCUGGCCCAGGGCUCCCCCGCCGUGGCCAGGAUUGCCCCUCAGAGGGCCCAGAUCAGCUCCCCGAACCUCAGGACAAGGCCUCCACCUCGCAGAGAGUCCAGCUUGGGGUUCCAGCUGCCUAAGCCGCCAGAGCCCCCUUCUGUUGAGGUGGAGUACUACACCAUUGCCGAAUUCCAGUCGUGCAUUUCUGAUGGGAUCAGUUUUCGAGGUGGACAGAAGGCAGAGGUCAUCGACAAGAACUCGGGUGGCUGGUGGUAUGUGCAGAUUGGUGAGAAGGAGGGCUGGGCCCCCGCGUCGUACAUCGAUAAGCGCAAGAAGCCCAACCUGAGCCGCCGCACGAGCACUCUGACGCGGCCCAAGGUGCCCCCACCGGCACCACCCAGCAAGCCCAAGGAGGCCGAGGAGGGUCUGGCGGGCGCUGGUGAGAGCCAGGACUCCCCGCUGAGGCUCAAGUACGAGGAGCCCGAGUAUGACAUCCCUGCCUUUGGCUUCGACUCAGAGCCAGAGCUGAGUGAGGAGCCCGCAGAGGACGGUGGCUCGGGGGACAGGCGGCCCGGCCAGCCCCGCAGGCCCUCGCCCGCCUUCUCGCUGCAGCGCGCCCGCUUCAAGGUGGGCGGAUCUGCAGAGGACGUGGCCCUAGAGGAGGAGACCAUCUAUGAGAACGAGGGCUUCCGGGCGUGUGCAGAGGACGCCCUGUCGGCCAGGCUCUCCUCCCGGGACAGUGACUCCCCAGGCGGCUCCCCGCUGUCCCUUGCCAGGAAAAACUCCCCCAAAUCGGGCUCCCCCAAAUCGUCGUCACUCUUGAAGCUCAAGGCAGAGAAGAACGCCCAGGCGGAAUUGGGGAAGAACCACUCCUCGGCCUCCUUUUCCUCGUCCAUCACCAUCAACACCACCUGCUCUUCCUCUUCCUCCUCUUCCUCCUCAUCCUUGUCCAAGAACAGUGGGGACCUGAAGCCCCGUUCUGCCUCGGACGCAGGCAUCCGCGGCACUCCCAAGGUCGGAGCGAGGAAGGAUGCUGACCUGAAGACUGGGCUGACCUCCUGUGCCCGGGCCAAGCCAUCAGUCCGGCCCAAGCCGUUCCUGAACCGCACAGAGUCCCAGAGCCAAGAGAAGAUGGACAUCAGCACUUUACGGCGCCAGCUGAGGCCCACUGGCCAGCUCCGGGGUGGCCUCAAGGGCUCCAAGAGCGAGGAUUCGGAGCUGCCCCCCCAGAUGGCCUUCGAGGGUCCCAGUGAGGGGUCCAGGAGAGGCUCGGCCGACCUCAUCACCCUCCCUGCUGCCACGCCCCCAUGUCCCACCAAGAAGGGGUGGGAAGGGCAGGCCACCUCCUACAUGACAUGUAGUGCCUACCAAAAGGUCCAGGACUCGGAGAUCAGCUUCCCAGCAGGCGUGGAGGUGCAGGUGCUUGAGAAACUGGAAAGUGGCUGGUGGUACGUGAGGUUUGGGGAGCUGGAGGGCUGGGCCCCCUCCCACUAUUUGGUGCUCGGUGAGAAUGAGCAAUUCGACCCCCCUGGCAGAGAGCUGGACACAGUGGCCACCAAGAGCAAGCAGAACGAGGGCAAGUCAGACAGCCUGGAAAAGAUCGAGAAGCGGGUCCAAGCGCUCAACACUGUCAACCAGAGCAAGAGGGCCACGCCGCCCAUCCCCUCCAAGCCUCCCGGGGGCUUCGUCAAGACCUCGGGUGCCGGGGCGGUGAAGAUGAGGAAUGGCGUGCGGCAGGUGGCCGUGAGGCCCCAGUCGGUGUUCGUGUCCCCACCGCCCAAGGACAGCAACCUGUCCUGUGCCCUGAGGAGGAAUGAGUCGCUGACGGCCACCGACGGCCUCCGAGGCGUCCGCCGGAACUCCUCCUUCAGCACCGCCCGCUCGGCAGCCGCAGAAGCCAAGGGCCGCCUGGUCGAACGGGCCGCCAGCCAGGGCUCGGACCCUCCUCUGCUGCCCACUCAGCGCAAUGGCAUCCCGGUGUCCCCUGUGCGCCCCAAGCCCAUUGAGAAGUCCCAGUUCAUCCACAACAACCUCAAAGAUGUGUACGUCUCGAUCGCGGACUACGAGGGGGACGAGGAGACGGCGGGCUUCCAGGAGGGCGUGUCCAUGGAGGUCCUGGAGAGGAACCCCAACGGCUGGUGGUACUGCCAGAUUCUGGACGGGGUGAAGCCCUUCAAAGGCUGGGUGCCCUCCAACUACCUGGAGAAAAAGAACUAAUGAGGGGUAGUGGGGGGCAUCAGUCCUUCCAGCCUCAGUAUGGGGGAGCUGUGAGAUAAGACAAAAGGGAAAGGGAAAAUGGGAGGGGGUGGGGAGGACAACGUUAAACCUGCAGAAUGUGUGACCUCGAAGAUACUCCCCUCCAGGCUGUCCCCCAGCUGGAAGGUAGGGUCUGGCGGGGGCCCACAUUGAGCAGGGAGUGGAAGGGGCAGGGGUGUCCUGGGCCUGGGACCGGAGGCAAGAAAGCUGAGCCUCACAUGUGCACCUUGGGGACUUUGCUGAUGGACUCGGCACCAUUUGGGACAGGCCAUGUAGGAAACCCCAAUUUGUGCCUUGGCUGCAAAUCUGGAAAAGGUGUGGUUGUGCGGGCCUCCUGUGCCCUGCCCCUGCCUAGCCUGGUUUCCGUUGCUGGCAUCUUGUACCCCGGAAGUAGCCCUUGUAUCAUCCUAAUCUAGGUUUGUGAGUUAUGCUGGUUUCCCAGGAAUCGCUGCCGCCUGCCGUGGGUGAGUGUGGUAGGAGAUACCACUGGCUCUGGGGCUUGGAGGCAUCUCCUGUGAGCUCAGGCUGUCCCUGGGCCAGGCCACUGUGUCUUGUUAGUUGAAGAAAAAGCAGUUCCCCAGCUGCCAGCAAGGACCGCCAUUCUUAGCCGUCACUGCUGCUGGCCUUGAGAAGAGAGCCUGCCCUGCCUGGGGCACCCCCGUGGAGGACCACCAGCCCCAGUGUUUACAGAGAGGGCAGGCAGAGCCGUCGGUCUUUUCACAGUCUGCACAGACUUUAUUUUGGAUAUUUCUGGGUGGGCAGUUCUUUGCAAGUUUUGGGAGAGGUGUAUUGCUUUGGGCCUUCUAUGUCAGGCCUUGGGUUUUGGUCUUAUUUUAGGAGUUGUUUGGGGACCCAGGGGCGGUCAGCCUCACGGGACGGGUUGGGUAGUGGAUGGCCUUUCUAUCAUACUCUUGUGGGGAGGUUGUUUGGUUUGUGUUUUGCAUUCUUCCCUCCACAAGCCGAAGUCGCUUCAUUUGGUUUCCACUGUGUGGACAGUACCGGUGCUUGCCAAAGGGAUCUCAGGCUGGAGGAGCCCUGGUCCCAGCCGUGGCAAAGCGGAGACGCUGUUCUCCUGCUUCUUGCGCAACCUCAGCAGGGCAGAACCCUCAGCAGGGAGGAGGGUGGUGUUCAGGAGAGGGGCAGCGUGCGUUCUCCUGCCUGGGCAGGGCCCGAAGCCUUAUGUGAAGGCUGUGGAGAAGCAACCGUCACCCUCACCCUGGGCCAAGGGGAACCUGCUGGGCGGACACCACCAGCCACCCCCUGGCCUACAAGCAAUGCCGCAGGUGCCCGAGGAGACAAAGAUCCCUGGGCCAGGAGCCAGCCUGGUCUUUCCGAGGGGCGGUGCCCCUGCAAAGAGAGAAGGGAGAGAAUGACGUCCCCGUCAACUCUGGGUGGUGUCUUUCAGUCGACACUUCAGAGGCCAGACUGGCUUCCCCAAGGACUCACUCUUCACUGGGAGUGGAUUUCCACACGUGCCUUUGAUUGUGGACAGAUCAGGCUUCACAGCCCCUGAUUCAGCUGCCAGAUCCUGGACUAAGGAGGAAAGGCCCUCCCUCCGCCCACACUCCCCACCCAGGCAGCGUAUGAUGCCUGAAGAACAGCAGGGGACCCGCGCCUCGUGCCCUCAGCCCCCAGCCGCCCCACCCUCCUCCUUCGCCGUACACUGACGCCUGGCAGCUCUAGCAAACUGCUCCCGUUCUAUGUUGCAAGGGCCGUGGUGAGAUUUUGCUUCCUUUUGUUUUGUUUGUUUAAAAUUAAAAUUAGUUAUUAUUUUC